ACUUGCAUUUACCCCACAAGCCACCAUUCCUUCUUUUUCCUUCUCUGCAGAAACCAGAAAAUCAUCAUCAAUCUCUGUAAACCAAACCAGCAGCAAACCCAGAUUCACACACAACACACACAUCAUAUUUCAUCAUUCAUUAUUCAUUAUUGAUGAAAAUAUUUCACAAUAUCUUCACAAACUCAAAACACCAUCCUACAAUCAUGCAUACAGAAAAGCCUAAAGGCCAAGACACACAUAUAUAAAAUAUAGAAAUCACACACAAAGAAAAGAAAAAACAUUUUGUAAAUGCAUCAGAAGAAAUCUGGGAUUCAUAUCUGCAAGGAGCCUCUCACGAUUAAAAUCCCCCAAGAAAUUGUCUACACAAAUGAACACAAUUUCAAGAACCCUAGUUCAAAAAUCAAGAAACCUCUUUUCACAACACCCCAUCAAAGACCUAGCUUUUUAAUGUCUCAAACACCAUCAAAUCUCUCUCAUUCUCAAAAUCCCCACUUGCCCAACACAAUAAUCUCUCCAAAAUCAACAUCUCUCUUGUCUUCUUGUUGCUCGUUCUCAUUUCUUGAGCCCCUUUUAGCUACAAAGACUAAAGCCUUAAGAAUUUCUUUUCUUCUCUUCUUGCCUUCUCUUUACUUCUUCUCAUCAAAUCAGAUUAUUUCUAUAAUUGUUUUCUCAGUUGUUCUUGUGAUCACACUCAAUCUGUCUGCCCCAAAGUUCCCUUCGAUUAGGUUGUUUCUUGCUAGGUCUUUGCCGAUAAAGUUUUCAACUUUACCAUCAAGAACUCCUCCAAAGGUUAAUUCUCCGGUUAUAUGGUCAAUUGGGUCGAAACCCAAGUUGGAGAAGAGGCCAAAUACAGGGUCUUGGGUGCAAGUUCAUAAGAAUGGGGAUGUUUAUGAGGGUGAAUUUUAUCGAGGCAAGUGUUCAGGUAGCGGGGUUUAUUACUAUUAUAUGAGUGGGAGGUAUGAGGGGGAUUGGAUUGAUGAGAAGUAUGAUGGGCAUGGUGUCGAGACUUGGGCGAAAGGGAGCCGGUAUAGGGGGCAAUAUAGGCAGGGGUUGAGGCAUGGAUUUGGGGUGUAUAGGUUUUACACUGGGGAUGUUUAUGCUGGAGAGUGGUGUAAUGGGCAAAGCCAUGGGUGUGGAGCUCAUACUUGUGAAGAUGGGAGUCGGUAUGUUGGAGAAUUUAAAUGGGGCGUUAAGCAUGGACUAGGCAGUUACCAUUUCAGAAAUGGGGAUGUAUACGCUGGAGAAUAUUUCGCAGACAAAAUGCAUGGUUUUGGUGUUUACAGUUUUGCACAUGGACAUCGAUAUGAGGGGGCUUGGCACGAGGGAAGAAGGCAAGGGCUUGGUUUGUACACUUUCAGAAAUGGGGAGACACAAUCAGGUCACUGGGAGAAUGGAGUUCUCAAUGUUUCUAGCACUCCAGGUUCUCCUCCUGGAUCUCCUUUCGCUGUUAGUGCUUCCAGAGUUCUUAAUGCAGUUAAGGAAGCAAGACUUGCUGCUGAGAGAGCAGCUACUGCCUCAAAGGUUGAGGAUAAAGUAAACAAAGCUGUUGCAGCAGCCAACAGAGCAGCCACUGCAGCAAGAGUAGCAGCUGUAAGGGCCGUUCAAAACCAAAUACACCAACAGAACAGUGACGAAAAUAUUCCACUGAGAAUCAUACAAGAAGAUGGUGAUAGUAGAAGACAGAAAUAUGCUGUCUAAUAUCAUAUGAUCCGUUUCCAUAUUGACCUUGUUUUCCAAACUUCAAAGAUCUUGGGACAAAAAAAAAUGGAGUGGCUUUGGGUUAAACCCCUAUUUUGUUUUUGUCGAUGAAGAGUUGUUGCCAGUGGAAGGUGCAAACUUGGAACCAUAAUUGGCAGAAAGCUGAUUGUGGAGCAAGAUGGUGUUCCUUCAUUUUCCGGCUUAGAUAAUAUCCGCAAGGGUGGUGAAGUUUGAUGAGUGAAGUGCUUUGGAAUAGGCAUGGUAUUGUAUAUUUAUCCUUUCUCCUGAAUGUUGUGUAUGUAUAUGUAUUUGUGUAAUUGUAAUGGUAUUACUCGUACCACCAGGAAAUGAAAAGAAGAUAAAAAAAAGAGCAACCUUAGAUAUGUAUAUUUAUUAUGUCUAAAUGAAGCCAUCUUUUGCCUCCA
Daucus carota subsp. sativus is the source of this 2123-nucleotide messenger RNA. RefSeq lists its product as uncharacterized. The transcript has 3 exons. NCBI's taxonomy places the organism in Eukaryota, Viridiplantae, Streptophyta, Magnoliopsida, Apiales, Apiaceae. Bases 289 to 1698 code for a protein of 469 amino acids. The record is from RefSeq and is a predicted model, not a curated record.